Mesocricetus auratus (golden hamster) is the source of this 1600-nucleotide messenger RNA. It is a transcript of the gene Zbed3, whose product is annotated as zinc finger BED-type containing 3. Gene Ontology annotation, molecular function: transcription cis-regulatory region binding. Gene Ontology annotation, biological process: regulation of transcription by RNA polymerase II. The transcript is spliced from 2 exons. Bases 142 to 837 code for a protein of 231 amino acids. The record is from RefSeq and is a predicted model, not a curated record. Lineage: Eukaryota; Metazoa; Chordata; Mammalia; Rodentia; Cricetidae.
CCCACCCCCGACGCCCCCAAACGCGCGAAUUGAGCGCUGUGUCUUUAAGGGGGAAGCGGCCCUUUCCGUCCGGGACAAAAUGUCCGCGAGGAGCCGGGAGGCGAGGGGCGACCAUCGCGACGUCCGGACACUGCAGAAGGAAUGAGGAGUGAGGAGCCCCUGGAGGCCAUGGAAGACAGGGGGAGGCCUGAAGACACUACCGGACAGGGCGGUCCCUGUCCCGGGCUGGCACCCGCCGUUCCCGGUCACCUGGGGGCGCCGUACUCAGAGGCCUGGGGCUACUUCCACCUGGCCCCGGCUCGGCCCGGGCACCCGACGGGCACCUGGGCCACCUGCCGCCUGUGCGGGGAGCAGGUGGGCGGCCACCCGGGCUUCCAGGCCUGGACGCGGGCGCUGUGGCGACACCUGAGCGGCGCGCACCUGCGGGAGCUGGAGAAGAGUGGUGCUCGGAGCUCGCCGCCCGCCGCGCCCUGCCCUCCACCACCUGGCCCCGCCACCGCGGCUGCAGAGGGCGACUGGGCGCGCCUAUUGGAGCAGAUGGGCGCGCUGGCCGUGCGGGGCAGCCAGCGGGAGCUGGAGCUGGAGCGGCGCGAGGCGGCCCUUCGGCAGGCGGAACGCGCGCUAGAGCGCAGGCGCAGGGCUCUGCGGCAGGAGGAGCGCGCCAUGGCGCAGGCGCGGCGCCAGCUGCAGGCGGAGCGCGAGGCGCUGAGCGCUUGGUUACGGGAGCAGAGCCAGGGGCCAGAGGUCUCGGCGCCGCCCUCUCCUCGGCCUCCACUUCUCAAGGAGGACCCUGAUGGGGACGUCCAUGACGACGUGAUCACCAAGGUCCUGCUGUAGUGAAGUGCCCAAAGGACUUCUUCCAGAAGCCUGGAUCGGGUGCACGGGACGGGGUGGACCGUAUUGCAAGAGAUUUCGACCCCAGCAAUCUUGUAGUGCCUUCUUGGGGCUAGAGGCAUUUAAAGACAGAAGGUUCUAUAAACACCGGGUGCCUAUAUACAGGGCAGGGUAGAGGUGUGGAAAUGAGGGUGAGGUUUUAUCCAGGGUCUACUCUUUCCUAAUGUUUAAAGUUGGCCCAACACCAAGUUCCAAAAAGGGACUUUGAGUUUUACUGACUGCCCGGCUGCCUACCUUCAGCAUCUGUAGAACCCCACACUGGGCCAGUCCCAGAGAGGACCCUCCUCCCGCUUUGCUCCUGUCUCCUCAUAUGGCUCACCCAAGGCCACAAGCACAUUUUUCCUUGAGUCAUCUUUCUGAUCCUAUCCAGUGGUCGGUAUAGUCUCCCACUUCUCCCUGUCUCGUUGCUUGUCACCUUACUAGCAAGACAGCAUCUGUCACUAGGAAGAGCAGUUCCUUGCCCCAAAGUCCCUCAGAGACCUCUCCCUGAGACCAAAGGAGAUGCCUGAGGCCACGCCUUCCCAUUGCUGACAGCAUCAACCCUUUCAUUUCCUCUCUUUCUCCAACCUGUUCCCCAGCAAUGCCCCCUAGCCCUGAAGGCCAAGGAGUCCUUGUUGCCCACGCUUGCCUUGUUCCAUUCUGCUGGCCCCUUUCCGUGCGUCACUGAGUGCUAAGCUACCACCCAAAACCAAAUAUGGUUUUCACA